AUGGGCAAAGAAUGCCUUGCUAGUCUACCAAAGCCUCGGAAGCGAAGGACUGCAGAUCAAGAACCUCUGCGCAAUGGUUCACAUGACGAAGCGCCGGCUGCUAACAACGGUGCGGACGACAAUGCAACGUCGAGGGCGAGUCUGCCAACCUUAGGCUCGACUGUGCAACGCAGUACGCCACCGUCGGUUGCAUCGACGAGCAAUGGCACAGGGUCGAGCGGCAAGCACUUUGCACGAAGUCUAGGCAUCGAAUCGGCUCCCGGCGACCUCCUCCAGGGGGUCGACGAUGACUAUAUCCGGAAGAGAUUCGCCGCCUUUCGUCCAAUGGCCGGUCACUUCCCAUUCUUCAACCUCUGGCCAGACUUGAACCCUUCUCGCAUGAUCUGUGAUCGACCUAUAACUACGCUCGCAAUAUGCGCGGUGUCAUCUGGCGCUCGACGUGAUCAUUUGACGCGGCUCUUACACGCCUUUCGGCUUGCACUAUCACACAAAGUCAUUGUCAAUUGCGAGAGCAGUCUCGAUUUAUUCGUGGCAUUGCUAAUCUUUCUUGCCUGGCAUCAGAAUUACAUGGCCAAGCAGCAGAUCUGUCAGAUGACUUGUCUGUUGAGCGGCAUGGCUGCGGACUUGGGCUUGUAUCGGCAGCCUUACCAGAGCGACAAGCAGAAUUCCGACAGCACGGCGGAACUCAAUAGAGCCUUUGUUGGCUGCUAUCAUCUUUGCUGCAGCCUGUCUGUCAUGGGCUUCAACCGACCGAGCACAUUGCGCUGGACUUACAAUCUUCGUACUUGUGCAGAAAUGGUUGCUACGUCUGGAAGCCAGCCACACGAUCGAUCGCUCAUCGCGACACUAGAGAUGACGCGGGCUGUGAAUGAUCUCGACGACUUGUUCCGAGCGAUCAGCAACCAUGGGCGGACUGUGCAUACCUCGGAAUGUGAAGUCUAUCGCCUGGCCGUCUCACACCGCAUGCAAGCCUUGAAGCGAGAUCAUCAUGUUCUUGCGAGCCUCCCAAUUUUCGCGACCGCGAAUAUCCAUUUCCAGUACAGGGCAUUACAGCUUAGCGGCACACCAGAGACUGCGACUCUGAUACAAUGUGCUUGCUCGAUUAAGGAGUACUUGGACGACCUCUUGAGUAAACCUGCAAUUGUCUUCUACCAGAUGGCAAUCAUCGACUGGAUCAGUUUGUUAGAGAUACUCACGACCGUUGCGACCAUUGCUCAGCCCUCGUUGUCCUCUGGUGGUUGGGAAGUAGGAGCCAUAUCAUCGAUGUUACAACCUCAUGCCAUCCUUGAUGCUGUCUGCGCGAGGAUGGCGUCAGUGACUGCGACUGAGCGGAACCAGGAACAGCUGAGCUGGUUCGAGGGUUUGUGUGACAACAUCAAGAAACGCAUGCUACAAGAGAAGUACGAUGGUGCUGGGCCAUUCAGCAAUGGUGGGGUGCCUUUCGAUGCUGUGCGGUCACUUGGUAGAAAUGGUUCGAGCUCUAGCAGCGGGUUCAGGCCGGUCAACCAGCCGUAUGCUUCAGAGACGCCGCUGCCGAGAGCUGCGGAUGUUCAGGCUCGGCCAGCUCCGGCGAGAUUCACUCUGUUCGACAAUGGAGUGCUGGGAGAAGGAUUAUGGAAUAUCUCGUACGCCGACUGA
Messenger RNA from Recurvomyces mirabilis, 1638 nucleotides. RefSeq lists its product as uncharacterized. NCBI's taxonomy places the organism in Eukaryota, Fungi, Ascomycota, Dothideomycetes, Mycosphaerellales, Teratosphaeriaceae. Gene Ontology annotation, molecular function: transcription cis-regulatory region binding; DNA-binding transcription factor activity, RNA polymerase II-specific. The transcript is spliced from 2 exons. Gene Ontology annotation, biological process: regulation of DNA-templated transcription. Gene Ontology annotation, cellular component: nucleus. The record is from RefSeq and is a predicted model, not a curated record. The coding region runs from base 1 to 1638 and encodes 545 amino acids.